AUGGAUGCAUCGUCUUCACCGUCUCUUUCCGAGGAAAGCUUGAAGCUUGAACUGGAUGAUCUGCAGAAACAGCUGAACAAAAAGCUGAGAUUCGAGGCAUCCGUUCGUUCUAUUCAUUCUCUUCUUCGUGAUCGCUACUCUUCCUCCUCCCCUUCUCUCCGCAAACAGUUCUAUACAGUUGUAUCUCGUGUGGCAACGGUUCUCAAGACGAGAUACACAGCUACUGGGUUUUGGGUCGCGGGGCUGAGCCUCCUCGAGGAGGCUGAGCGGCUUGUCUCUGAUGCUUCCGAGAAGAAACACUUGAAAUCUUGCAUUGCUCAAGCCAAGGAUCAGUUAAUCGAAGUAGAUACUCAGCCGACGGAGAGCUCACAAGGUGGUGGUUAUCUUUUCGAAGGACAUCUAACGGUUGAUCGUGAGCCGCCACAGCCUCAGUGGCUCGUGCAGCAGAACCUCAUGUCUGCCUUCGCUUCGAUCGCUGCUGGUGAAUCAUCUAAUGGCGCCCCUGUUGAAAACGCUCUUGGGGAAACGGCUAGCUUGAUGCAAGAGCUCAUCAACGGCCUUGACAGUAUCAUCCCAGAGAUGCUAGAAGAUGGUGGACCACCGAGAGCUCCGCCGGCGAGUAAAGAAGCUGUGGAGAAGCUCCCGGUGAUUGUUUUCAGCGAGGAAAUGCUUAAAAAGUUGGGAGCAGAGGUAGAAUGUUGCAUCUGCAAAGAGAAUCUGGUGAUCGGAGAUAAAAUGCAGGAGUUGCCAUGCAAGCACACAUUUCACCCUCCUUGCUUAAAGCCUUGGCUGGACGAGCAUAACUCUUGCCCUAUAUGCCGCCAUGAAUUGCCAACAGACGAUCAGAAGUACGAGAACUGGAAAGAGAAAGAGAAAGAGGCUGAGGAAGAGCGGAAAGGCGCAGAGAAUGCUGUCCGUGGUGGUGAAUAUAUGUAUGUUUAG
This is a messenger RNA of Thlaspi arvense, 942 nucleotides long. NCBI's taxonomy places the organism in Eukaryota, Viridiplantae, Streptophyta, Magnoliopsida, Brassicales, Brassicaceae. The record is from the annotation of a GenBank genome assembly.